Molecule: messenger RNA, 975 nt
Organism: Acanthosepion pharaonis
Lineage: Eukaryota; Metazoa; Mollusca; Cephalopoda; Sepiida; Sepiidae
Source: the annotation of a GenBank genome assembly
AUGGAAGAAGAGGAUCAAAUUGUUGAAAAAUCACCAGAUGAAACCGGGAUUGAAGAUGUGAAACCAAGUCAAGUAAAGUCACUAGACAAUGAUGAAAUUACAGAAGCGAGUAAAAAUUCUGGAAGAUCAUCAGACAAUGAUGAAAUUACAGAAGCGAGUAAAAAUUCUGGAAGAUCAUCAGGUCGUCUGAUGUGGAUCAAAACAUUUUUUCAUGAGCGUGGUAACCCGUGUGACUUUCCGCCCAUUCUUGUGGGACAACGGUCUGGGUGGUCGAGAUGGCCUGGUGCUCCGUCGUGGGUCCUGGGUCACCGAUGGUGUGGGGUGCUCAGUUGCAAUCUGGUCUUCAUCCACGUCCAUGUGGUCCUCGGUUUCGUUUCCCAUUCCGCCGGGCGUCGUAAUGUUGACCUCUCGCCGAUGUCCAUCGGUUCUUCUGGGUUCCCCUGCUUUUCUGUCUAUCAUUGUGCCUGUCUGCUCUCUAUUUUUCUAUCGAUUGUUGUGUCUGUUUUUAUAUAUGUUUAUUUCUCUGCCUUUCUGUCUCUCGUUGGGUUUAUCUGUCAGCCUAUCUAUUUGCAUAUUAAUAUCUGCUUUUCUAUCUAUCAUUGUAUCUAUCUGUACAAUGAUAAAAUUACAGAAGCGAGUAAAAAUUCUGGAAGAUCAUCAGGUCGUCUGAUGUGGAUCAAAACAGUACUUUGUAAACCCAGUGUAAUAAUGAUUACAACAAUUUUAGUUUUUGAAGGUUCAUACCGAAUUGCACCAUAUUUGAAAAUUGAUCAUAGAUAUACAGGUCGUCUGAUAUGGAUCAAAACAUUACUUCGUGAACCCAGGUUAUUAACAACAGCACAAAUUGCAUUUCUUGGAUGUUCAUACCGAAUUGCAUCCUGUUUGAACAUUGAUAAGAAAUACGUAGACGCUUUGGUGUUCUUAUUUGAACAUUACUUUCAAUUCCCAUUCAGAGAAUUUUUUUUUCAUAUCUGA